Coniosporium apollinis CBS 100218 is the source of this 1758-nucleotide messenger RNA. RefSeq lists its product as uncharacterized. Gene Ontology annotation, molecular function: transmembrane transporter activity. Lineage: Eukaryota; Fungi; Ascomycota; Dothideomycetes. The transcript has 3 exons. Gene Ontology annotation, biological process: transmembrane transport. The record is from RefSeq and is a predicted model, not a curated record. Bases 1 to 1758 code for a protein of 585 amino acids.
AUGGCUCACGAGACCAGCUCCAUGGAGAGAGUCCCGAAAUCUAUCGACGAGAAGCCAGUGGGCGCCUCUCACAUUGAACAAGUAGAAGGCCACCCUGGAUUGUAUGAGAAAGAUGGACUCCGCAUCUACGGUGAUGGCGAGGACCAUGAUCACGAGCCUCCAAUGACCAAACGAAGGAUCAUGAGCUUAGUCGCUAUGGCAUUUCUCUGGACCGGCUCUCAAAUCCCAGUAUAUAUUCUUGGAGGUAUCCCUCCGAUCAUCUACGGUGACCUCGGCGGUUUGGACCGAUGGGUUUGGUUCGUACUUGCCAACCUGCUCGCACUGGCUGCUGUCUGUCCGUUCGUCGGCUCUUUGUCCGACCUGAUCGGUCGACGAUGGGUCGCCCUGAUGGGCUCCGCCUUCCUUGUGGUCGCUAUGAUCAUAUGUGGCACAGCCCCGAAUAUGAACCAGUUUAUUGCUGGCAUGACCCUCUCCGGAGCCGGAGCCGGCAUCUGCGAAUUGACGUCUCUAGCUGUCACCUCAGAACUCGCGCCAACCCGCAAGCGAGGCAAAUACGUCGCUGUUUUGAUCUUUACCAUUGUCCCAUUCUGUCCAUCCGUCCUCUGGGCUCAGCUCAUCGCAGCACACACCUCAUGGCGGUACUGCGUCCUGUUCUGCGGUCUCUGGGCUCUCGUUGGAUUCCUCGGAACGGCAUUCUUCUACUUCCCGCCCCCUCGCCCUAACGCCCGCGGCCUCAGCAGGAAGGAAAUCAUCAUGGAGAUCGACUUUGUCGGCGGAUUUCUCAGCAUCAGCGGCAUGAUCGUCUUCCUGGCAGGCCUCCAAUGGGGCGGCUACCAAUACCCUUGGUCAUCUGCCCACACGCUCGCUCCACUGAUCAUCGGCGGCUUUGUUCUAUUCGUCCUCUUCCCGCUCUGGGAGAUCAAAUUCGCCAAGUUCCCCAUGUUCCCUAGUCGAAUGAAGAAAGAAGCCCGUACCCUCACCCUCACUCUGAUCAUCACCGCCAUCAGCGGCGCCAACUUCUUCUCCGUCCUGAUGUUCUGGCCUACCCAAGCCUUCAAUGUCUACGGGCACGACCCCGUCGGUGUCGGCAUUCGCGGUCUGCCAAUCGGCUUCUCCAUCCUCUUCGGCGCCUGCAUCGUCCUCUGGCUCCUCUCUGUCCUCCAGGGUCAUAUCCGCGAACUCCUCGUGAUCAGUUCCGUCCUCAUGACUGCGGGUUGCGGCUCCCUCGCCAUCGCAGAUACCGACAACAUGUACAAGCUCUGGGGACUACUGAUCAUCGCCGGUCUCGGUAUCGGCGGCAUCGUCGUGCCCGCCUCGAUCAUCAGCACCAUCAUCUGUCCCGACGACAUCAUCGCCACCGUCGCUGCGCUCACCUUGUCCAUCCGCGUCAUCGGCGGCUGCAUUGGCUACACGACCUACUACAACGUCUUCGUCUCCAAGUUCGUUCCGAAUGCCGAACACUACAUAGGCGGCACGAUGGCCACCCAGCUCAACAUCACGAACGUCUCCUACAUCAUCCAAGCCAUCCAGCUUACCGGUGCCAGCUUGCUCGAGCCCAUCAGGCUCAUUCCUGGUAUCGCGGGGAAUGAAACAGCAUACCAGAUGGUCGUCAAGGCUGGACAGGUCGCUUACGCUGAGAGCUACAAAUACGUGUACUUGGCGAGCAUCGCUUUUGGCGCUGUCAGUAUUAUCGCUGCGGUGUUCUUGGGCGAUAUCAGUAAGUAUAUGGACGACCAUGUUGCUAUUGUUAUGCAUUGA